Molecule: messenger RNA, 5607 nt
Organism: Perca fluviatilis (European perch)
Lineage: Eukaryota; Metazoa; Chordata; Actinopteri; Perciformes; Percidae
Gene: sorcs2
Product: sortilin-related VPS10 domain containing receptor 2
Exons: 27
Coding region: 104-3538 (1144 amino acids)
Cellular component (GO): membrane
Molecular function (GO): protein binding
Source: RefSeq, a predicted model, not a curated record
CUCUGUCUCUCUCGGCUUACAGUGUACACCUAUCUAUCUUCCACAAGCAUCAGCAGUCUCUCCAUCUCUCUCCGCGAUACUGAGCGCUACUACGGCGCAAAACAUGGCAUCUCUGCGCCCCGAAGAGCCGCUCUCCGCCGGCGCGCACCUCUGCGUCUUUCUGCUGAUCGCCUCGGCCUGGAUGGCACUGCCGGGACCCGUGCGCUGUGACAGCGGGGCUUUAACCCGUCGCGGCGGGGAGGACCGUACGUUUGACACGGGCGGCCGAGACGGAGGCUCCCCGCCGGGCUUACCAAAGGACGGCGACGAGGGAGCCGGCGGAGCGGAGAGCUCGCCCCGCUUCAGGAGAGCGCUGUCCCGGGAAAAACAAAUGUCCCUGCUCAGCAGCUCCUUCGUGCUCAAAGGGGAUGCGACCCACAACCAGGCGAUGGUCCACUGGACAGGAGAGAACAGCAGCGUCAUCCUGAUCCUGACCAAGUAUUACCACGCGGACUCCACCAAGGUACUGGAGAGCUCACUGUGGAGAUCUUCUGACUAUGGCACCACCUACACCAAACUCAACCUAAUGCCAGGGACGACCAUCGUGGUGACCAGCUUUUAUAUCUGCCCGACCAACAAAAAAAAGGUAGUGCUGGUUGGGUCAUCCAUAAAUGAAAGGGAUCAAAUGCUGUUCAUCAGCACAGAUGAAGGUUCUUCCUUCCAGCGACAGUCCAUCUCCUUCACCCCGGACACGCUCAUAUUCCACCCUAAGGAAGAAGACAAGCUCCUGGCCUACUGCAAGGAGGGCAGGCUCUUUGCUUCUACAGACCUGGGCCGCAAGUGGACUUUGCUUCAGGAGCGGGUGACCAAGGACAAAGUUUUCUGGUCAGUAUCUGGUGUGGAUGUGGACCCUGAUCUGGUACACAUGGAAAUGCAGGAUACGAGUGGAGGUUACCUGUAUGUUACCUGUCUCAUCCAGAACUGUUCGGACAAAAUGGUGACGGCUCAGUUUCUUGGCAAAAUCGACCACAACUCGCUGCUAGUGCAGGACGACUACGUUUUUGUCAAGGUCACCACAGGGAAUCGCACCAAGCACUUUGUGUCGUAUCGGCGCAAUGAGUUUGUCCAGAUGAAGUUUCCCAAGUACGCCUUGCCAAAGGAUGUUCAGAUAGUGAGUACGGAUGAUAACCAGGUCUUCCUCGCGCUCCAGGAGUGGUACCAGUCCGACACAUAUAACCUGUACCAGUCCGACCCGCAGGGUGUCUACUACUCCAUCGUCCUGGAAAAUGUGCGCAGCACCAAGCAGCCAGAGGAGAAUGUCCUCAUCGACGUACUGGAGGUGCGUGGAAUCAGAGGAGUCUUCCUGGCCAAUCAGAAGAUCGAUGGCAAAGUGACAACUCUCAUCACCUAUAACAAAGGCCAAAACUGGGAAGCCUUGGCCCCACCUACCACUGACAUGAAUGGCAAGCCCAUCAGCUGCAAAGCGCCCCACUGUCACCUCCAUCUCCACCUCCGCUGGGCAGACAACCCCUACGUGUCCGGGACUGUCCACACCAAAGACUCUGCUCCAGGUCUCAUCAUGGGUGCUGGUAACCUUGGCUCCAAACUAGUAGAGUAUAAGGAAGAGAUGUACAUAACUUCAGACUGCGGGAAGACGUGGAGACAGGUUUUCGAGGAGGAGCAUCACAUCCUGUACCUGGACCAUGGUGGGGUCAUUGUUGCCAUCAAGGACACCUCUAUUCCACUCAAGAUACUCAAAUUUAGUAUUGAUGAAGGACGGACUUGGACGGUUCACAACUUUACCAGCACCUCUGUGUUCGUCGACGGACUCUUAAGUGAGCCAGGAGACGAGACCCUGGUUAUGACUGUGUUUGGCCACAUCAGCUACAGGUCAGACUGGGAGUUAGUCAAAGUGGACUUCAGGCAGUCUUUCCCCCGUCAGUGUACUGAGUCUGACUAUGUGUCCUGGCAGCUCACAGACCUGCAGGGAGAGAAGUGCAUUAUGGGCCAGGAAAGGAGUUUCCGGAAAAGGAAGGACACAGCGUUCUGUAUCAAAGGAAAAAGCUACACAUCAGCUCUCACCACCAAACCCUGCCAAUGCACCGAGCAAGACUUCAACUGUGACUAUGGUUUUGAACGUUCUCACACGGACGGCAAUCACUGCUUUGCUGACUUCUGGCACGAUCUAGAUUCACCACCCGAAGACUGCCAUCUAGGAAAAACCUACGAGUCCAGCACUGGCUACAGGAAGGUGAUAUCUAACAUGUGUGAAGGGGGGCUAAACAAGCAGCAGAGCGCCACACAGCACAACUGCCCUCUGCUGCCUCCUAAAGGACUCCAGGUCAGCAUCAAAGGGCAGAUGUUGGCUGUGGCGCCUGGUGAUGACAUCACAUUUAUUGUCCACCAGGAACAGGGUGACACCAGCAGCACCAAGUACCAGGUGGACCUCGGCGAUGGGGUUCGGGCUAUCUACCAGAACCUAACAGUGACAGAUGAGCCUAUCCAGCAUCGCUACAAAAAUCCAGGCGUUUACAAGGUCACGGUGAAGGCUGAGAACACAGCAGGGCACGACGAGGCCACCAUGUACAUCCAGGUGACAGCCCCUCUACAGGAAGUGCACCUGGAAGUGGCUCCCAUUACUGGAAGAAACCAUGAGGUCAAUCUGACUGCCAUAGUUCUUCCCACUGAGGCAAACCUGUCUGUCUUCUACUGGUGGAUAGGAGACAACCUGCAGCCUACGCUGACUCUGGAGAACAGCCUUCUGACCAGUUUCCCAGAGACAGGAGAGGUUUCAGUCACUGUCCAGGCUUCUAAUGGCCGAUCUAUGGUGCAGGAUACCAGGACAGUUCGAGUCUACGAUAACUUCCAGGUCAUCCGUCUGAGUUUCAGCACGAACCUGGACCGCUUCAACCCAAACAUCCCAGAGUGGAGAGAGGACAUUGGCCAAAUGGUCACUAAAAUACUUACUAAGACCACAGGUGUCCCGCUGGAGUCCCUUCUUACGGUGGUGAAGCCGGGCCUCCCCACUACUGCUGACCUGUACAUCCUCCCACUGUACAGCAAUCCAGCCAAGAGGAGCAUGUUAGUAGAUAAGCGUAUUCCAGCCAUCAUACAAGCCUUAAAUAGCAACAAUGUCACCUUCGUGGUGCGAGGAGGUCUACUAGUGCUGGUGAUGCUAGCUGACCCAAAUGCAGGCUUCUAUGGAGCUGCAAAAGGUCCGGGUGUUUGGGCUCUAGCUGUAAUUAUCCUAAUCAGCAUCUUCGCCACGGGCUCCUUCAUCCUCUACAAGUUCAAAAGUCCUUGGUUUAGGACUGAGGAGGCCUAUCCCCCACUGUUUUUCAGGAAGCUCCCAGGCAGCCGCAAUGUUUACGCUCAGAUGCACAACGAGAAGGAGCAGGAGAUGACCAGCCCCGUCAAUCACAGUGAGGACACCCAGCACAUCAUCCAGGGGGAGGAGUUCAUCGACGACGACCUGGACUCGCAGACUCUAGGUAACGCAGGAGGUAGCCCCGCCUUCCGUUCCCUUGUAAGGACUACUACCACUAACCACUGCUACUAAAACCCAAGCCACUAACAUCUGCAGCUUACACACACCAAGGCAACCAUUCGGGUGUGGUCCUGAGCAUCAACUCCAGAGAACUACACAGUUACCUGACGAGCUGAUGGCCGCCCACGGCAAUGCUAACGAGCUAGCCUAGCCUAGCUGGUUGACGAGCACAGGGACUCCACUCGGACUUCCUCCUCCUCCUCUCUCCUCUCCUUUUUUCUUCUCUUUCUUCCUCUGAUACUUCACCUCCACACCUUGGCCUCCUCAACCCUCAACCUCCAGCUUCGGCGAUUUUCUCGUUUUUCUUUGGGUAUUUUUUUUUGGGGGGGGGGGGGUAGGAUGAAGCUCUUGAUGGCACCAUACCAAGGACAUCUGUGCUGUGAAAAAGAAAAUCAGUUUGUACUCAAAAUUAGCAAGACUGACUGAAAAUGACUGGAAACCAUUGCAGUCAGAUUGUUGGAGAGGCCAUACAGUAGUACUAUGGCCUCUUGGUGACCAAAGACGGGUGUGCCAAAAUGAUUCCCAAGCAUUAAGAUAAAGAAGUCUAAUCAAAGGCAAAACAUUGUUACUCCCCCCCCCCCCCCCCCUCGUUUUAUUUUCUCUUUGCUUCCCAAAAAAAUGGUAGACACUCUCUCUUCACAGGCAAUAAUGGAUGGUAGGAUAUGAUAGCCCUCGUGAAUUUGCAUAUGACAAGUGUACGCAUGCAUACACAAGAGGGCGUAGUUGCACUUUCCUAAAGUCACACUCACAGGUACCUUGGAGCUCUCAGCUUCUUUGGAAUAUACUGUAUGUCCACAAAGCAUUGUUCAUUUUUUCCCCGAAUCUUGUAACCUUUGUUUAUAGCUCACACAUUUACAGAAGUUGUUGUGUGUGGUGUUUAAAAUAAGCACCGCCUUUGUAGGAGCUCAUUUAUCCGUCCCAUGGUGCCUACAGCAGCAGACAAUAAUAUCUGCUUGGUGACGUUACACAUUGUUGGCUUUAUUUAUUUCUUAUAAACAGUAUGCCCCUUCCUCCCCACACUUUCUGGGUCAGAGGUCAAAGCAGACUUGUUCCCCCUGGAGACGAGCCCUGUCAUGGAGGGAAGGUGUAGUUCAAUGUAUUUUACUGUAUCGGCCUAUAUUAGGCAUAGCCCACGGUGAAAUCACGUCUCCUUAUAACGGUUUGGUUUGUUGUAUGUAAAUGUGUAAAUAGAAACAAUCUCCACUUUGUACAUAUUCCCUUUGACAUGUGUGUGUGAGUGUUUUACACUUGUACCAAAAUACACAGCAACUAGUUUUGGAGCCAAUCGUCACUUAAGUUCAAAUAAUUCUCACCGUUUCCAGUUUUGUCGUCGCCAUGACUUGCUUCACAUGCAUCCAUUUUCGAUACUUCCAGUGUAAUCUCAUGAGCAAGGUCAUUUUACGAUAUCCACCGUUAACUGGGAUCAUUUUCUCGUCUUAUAAAGAUACUCACAACUACACCGUGACAACUAUGUAUAAUCGAUAUUUUUGAUACACAGUUUUUCUCUGUACGUGUAAACACUGGUUAUUGUUUCUCUCGCCUAUGGGCUGAAGUGUUUUAGUUUCUUUGUACUGAUGAUGUAAACAGUGCUGUCGACACACACUAAACAGCAGCUGGACAGGUCUACAGACUCUGAAUCAAAAAGGUCCAUGGAUAAAAAGGCCUUUGAGGACUUCCAAUGCUACCAUUACCACCCAGAUCACAUUUGCCUUGUAUUUGAUACAGCCAGCAGCUCACAUUCACUCAUCUUGAUUCACACCUUGACUUAUCUUUUGUAGAUAUUCUGCUCAUGUUUAACUUGUUCUUAGUUUUUUCUAGUGAUGUGUCGUCAUGUAUCAGUGCCCCUAACCUUAACAAAAUGGGGAAAGUAGGACAUUUGAUAUUCCAAUAUAAUAAUAAUGGAGUUUCACACCUGAUGGCACAACCAUGUAAUUUCAACCGCACCAAUUUUCUUUUAUUAUUUUUCCUCUUUCUGCAGGGUUUGUUUGAUUUUGCUUUUAAAAACAAUUGCGUGUCCUCAACAGGACGCACAUUGCACAUAAACCUGCAUCCUGGAAUAAAUCACUCCCACAACUUGUUAA